This is a messenger RNA of Carassius gibelio (silver crucian carp), 2043 nucleotides long. Its product is annotated as transcription factor Maf. Gene Ontology annotation, cellular component: nucleus. Gene Ontology annotation, biological process: regulation of transcription by RNA polymerase II. NCBI's taxonomy places the organism in Eukaryota, Metazoa, Chordata, Actinopteri, Cypriniformes, Cyprinidae. The record is from RefSeq and is a predicted model, not a curated record. The coding region runs from base 537 to 1523 and encodes 328 amino acids. The transcript is spliced from 2 exons. Gene Ontology annotation, molecular function: RNA polymerase II cis-regulatory region sequence-specific DNA binding; DNA-binding transcription factor activity, RNA polymerase II-specific.
CUCCAACAUUUCCAAAAUGACAGUCAGCUGACGAGAAAAGUUUUGGUUUCCGAACUCAUAUGUUAACGAGCUCUGAGAUUCAGCGACCCCAUUGGCUAUCUCCGAACCUCAUACGUCACGGCAGCUAUAAAACUCAGCAAAGCUUUUAAACUGUACUGUAGUUUAGGUUUAAAAACCAUUUCAGCUCAAUCUGUGUCAGCAAGCGCACUUCGUUUAUCUACGUUCCAGUCAACCGUUUGACCACGAUGAUGUCUGCUAAUGAGGAGUCACCAAAGUGUUAAAUGUUUGAAAUCUAAGAUCUCCGAAAUUCACUUGUAAAGGGAGGAGAAAUAUAUCCGAUGCAUUUUUGCAAUAGACUGUGCCAACGAGAGCUCAUAUUCUGGAGUUAGGAGUGCAGUGCAAAGUCCUGUGAGGUCUCCGUUUUCCAGCUAAUUGUAAAACAUUUGAACAUCAUCAAGCUGGCUCUCUCUCUCCCGACCCAGCCCGCUUUGACAGCUGCUUUUCACCCGCUCUGGAGGACAGUCAGCAGCAAGAGGAUGGCAUCAGAGCUGGCACUGAGCAGCUCCGACCUGCCCACCAGUCCCCUGGCCAUGGAAUAUGUUAAUGACUUCGAUCUGAUGAAGUUUGAGGUGAAGAAAGAGCCACUGGAGCCCGAUCGCAGCAUCAGCCAGUGCAGAAGCCUGAUCGCCGGGGGCUCCCUGUCUUCCACCCCGAUGAGCACGCCAUGCAGUUCGGUCCCCCCUUCCCCAAGCUUCUCGGCACCUAGCCCUAGCUCCGGGAGCGAGCAGAAAGCGCACCUGGAUGAUUUCUACUGGAUGACCGGCUAUCAACAGCAGCUCAACCCGGAGGCGUUGGGCUUCAGUCCCGAGGACGCGGUUGAAGCGCUGAUCAGCAGCACACAUCAACUCCAGAGCUUCGACGGCUAUGCUAGAGGACAGCAAUUCAGUAGCGCGGGCGGCGCGGGAGGCGCAAUGGCCGGGGAAGAGAUGGGAUCCGCCGCCGCGGUGGUGUCCGCAGUCAUUGCCGCCGCUGCAGCGCAGAACGGGGCACCUCACCACCAUCACCACCAUCAUCAUCACAGCCACCACCAGCAGCACCAAACCCCCGGGGUCCAGUCCAGCAACAGCUCCUCUGCCACCCACCACCAGCACUCCCACCUGGAUGACCGCUUCUCGGACGAGCAACUCGUUACCAUGUCCGUGCGGGAGCUCAACCGGCAGCUGCGCGGCGUCAGCAAAGAGGAGGUGAUCCGACUCAAACAGAAGAGGAGAACCCUCAAAAACAGAGGCUAUGCCCAGUCGUGCCGCUACAAGAGGGUCCAGCAGAGGCACGUAUUGGAGGGCGAGAAGUCACAGCUCAUGCAGCAGGUGGACCACCUCAAACAAGAGAUCUCCCGACUGGUGCGUGAGAGAGACGCAUACAAAGAGAAGUACGAGAAGCUCGUGAACAGCGGCUUUCGAGAAAACUCGUCGAGCAGCGACAACAACCCCUCAUCCCCGGAGUUUUUCAUACUAAAAAAGUGAAAGGAGCAUCAUGCCAUCAUCAUCUCCAUGAAAAAGGUCGUUCCAUACAGUUAAUUCUCUGUUGAGAACCAACUGGAAGCUUUGUUGCGAGGGAGAGAACAAGGACCUGGUUUCUGAAAGGAAUUCUCCCUCCGGGACUUAAACAGUGUUGUUGCUAAAAGCGGUUUGUGUAUUUAAUGUCAAACAUUUGCAUUUUGAUAAUUCUGGAAUGAACUCCUUUUUUUUUUAUCAUAUAAGAACAGUUAGUGGUAGUUCAUGCCACAGGUUGACAUGGAGAAGUUAACUUAGAGUUUAGAUGUUGCCUGUUUCUUCUUGUUAUAAGUUUGGGAAGGCUCCAAGUUUGCAUAGAGCUGGAUUUUUAUAAUGCGUAACUUGAGCUUUUUUGCAGCAUGUUCUUGCAAUGAAAACAACAGUUUGACAGUUGUAGUUCCUUUUGUAGCCUGCCAUUUACUGUAUUUUAAAACCAAAGUAUUAAAGUAGAAUUUUAAGUCAACACAGAACAUCAUGUAUUCAGGGGGGG